UUUGAGAAGAGACUGAAUCGUCCUUUCAUGGUGCCACGAAGACCGAGAAGAAAAUGAACCGACCACAUAUGUCACCUCUUGCAGUUUGUCUGUCUGUGUCUGUGUCUCUCUCCCUCUCACUCUCUAUCUCUCUCUUCCUCCCCCUCUCUCCUUUGCAGAUAUUGAGUGCGCAUUUCUUCUUCCUCUCUGGAUCCUACUUUUGGACCCCUCCUCAGCUCCACACUAGAGAGAACCGUGGGAAAAUCCUCAAACUUGCAGGGAAAAAAACAAACUUGUUUGCAGCUGUUGGAGCUCAUCAAGCGAGAAGGACCAGCAGAUUUAUUUCAUUCAGUUUCUGUCCCUCUGUGUCUCAGAACAUGACCACUUCAUUGGAGAGGGUCGUGGCCCAGAAGAAGGAGGCCAUCGAGGCAGUGAUGGAUAUGUUUCAGAAGGGGGCCGAGGUGUUGGCCAGUGCCGUGGGCGAGCUCUUCCCCCUCUGUGAGGCCGCCGCGCCGGUUCUCCGCUUGGCCUUAGACAAUGUCCACAGCAAAGAGGUCUUCUACGUCAAAGAGCAGUUCCUCACGGUGAGGAACAAGCUCGACGUGCUCUCCACCCAACUGGAGGACAUCGACUGCGAGAUCAAGAAGGGGAGACUGGAUUCCCAGUACUUCUCGGUGGAGGAGAACAUUAGGAACCAGUUUCGGAAGUAUAUGGACAUCUUGGAGGCAAAACAGCAGUUCAAAGAGGUGAAGACCAGACUUUUUGUGGAGCACUUUGCCAAAACUGGAGGGGAGAAGAACCUGUCUGUGCUGCACGAUGCUCUGAUGGGGACAAACAGCUUUGGGGAGUCGGUUUUAGAGUUAGUUGAAAGGUACGUAGCGAGGAACCGUCGUCUCCUGGAAGUUUUCUGUGUCCGAAUGAAGGAGCUCCUCUGUUUGGGUCUGAUUGCCCUUUUGGGCCACUGUGCCUUAACCCGAAGCCAAGAGGAAGAAGACGACAAAAUCCAAGAGUGGAGCAGCAAAAUUGAAGAAGUAGAGUCCAAGAUGAAGACAACCAUCGAGUCCUGUAUCGCCACCUUCCCAGAGCAAGCAAAACUAGACGCUCAGCGCCUCCUGCAAGAAAAGCAGGAAGAGAACCUGCAAGAUACGACUCAGCAGCUGCUUGAAUUCUUGAUGAAGAAGUACGAUUGGGUCAGCUGGUCAGUGCGGCUGAUCAACCAUUCAGGGAGCACCUACCGGAACUGGCGAGCAGGUGAGCACUUUCACCACGUGGCGGGACAGAACUGGUUCGAGGUGCUUCAGGUGAACAACAUCAACCUGGUGGUGUCGUACAGCACCAAACCCCAGCCGGUGCCUCGUGACUGCAUCCGGCAGGUGAUGGAGGACCAGGGGAAGAAGGGAAACGCCCCGGCGGUGGUGGAGGUGUUGGAGAAGCAGCUGUGCGGGUUUGUCGUUCACGCCGUCAGUCGCCACAAGGAGUUUGCAGCUGCGUGGAGCUUUCCUGAAGACUGCCACUACUGGGAGAGACACAAGAACGUGGCAGUGUGUGUGCACUCAGAGUAAAGCUGACGCCUGCUUAAAGUUUUAGGAUUUUACAGCAGAGGGGUGUAUUUAAAUUGAGACACUGUCGAUUUUUGUCGUUUGUCCAAGAGUGAGCUGAUAAUAUCGGCAUGUAAGUUUACCUUUAAUUAGAAUAAUGAAUCUCAGAAACUAAAGAUGCACUGAUCCGUCUGAUGGGUGUCAGCGCCGAUACCGACUUUGUGAAGAGAACCGGGUAUCGACCACAUGUCACCAAUCCAAAUUAAAACCAUUUUCACAUUUCAAUGUGCAAAAUAUUUUCAUAUUCAUCAAUAUUUGACAGCUAUUAUUUACUUCAGUCACUCAAAUGCCAUUCUCACAGCAGGGCGCCCCCCUUUUUAUGAGCUACUCCAUUUUUUGAGGUGAGAUUAUGUAACUUCCUACAUUGUAAGUCAUAGAUUUUUCAUAGAUAGUUAAAAAGUAAUGUACAGUACAGUGGUGGAAGAAGUAUCCUGAUCCUUUUACUUUAGUAAAACUACCAGUGCAACGAUUUAUUUUAAUGAAACCAUCUGAGAAGUCUCUUUGGUUGAACUGGUUGAACAACUGACACACAUCUAAAACAAGACAAAGGGACCAAACUAGACACUGCUUUCCUGCAUCGGGUCACAAGCCAAAAAGGUGGAUAACCACGGGUUUAAUCUUAAACAAUUCAUUGUAUUUUACAGGCAUAUCAUAUGUUUCUUAAUUUAAAGUCUUUAUCUGAAGAUAUACUGUAUAUAACUGUCAGAUCAAUGUAGUGGACUGAAAAGUACAAUAUUAUCCUCUGAAAUGUUGUAGAAAUAUAAAAUAGCUUAAAAUGGAAAUACUCAAGUAAAGUACAAGUAGUACAUUACAGUGCUUGAUAAAAUCUACUUCAUUACUUCCAUCACUGUGUGUAGUUAUCUGCAUGUUACAACACAACAAUGACUCCCAUCAGAUCCAUGUGAGGUCUAAAGACUUUAAAUUGUCUCAGGAGAGAAAAAUCUCAAACCCUAUCACAAACAAAGUAUUUCAGAUUGUUUGUUAAAAUAACUAAAUCACAAAUGCACUUUUAUUAGCUUUCCGGGUUGUCAAUUUUCUCUAAAGUGAAGAUAUUUAAAUUGUGAUGCAAAUUUAUUUUAUGUUGUAGCUUUUUAAAUAUCAACUAACUGUGGCGCUUUGCAUUUGUUUGUAAUUUAUGAGAAACUAACCAGGCCCUUUUACACUAACACUGUACUGUCUAUAAUAAUGUGAAGUGUCUAUGCUUUUACCGCGGCUGCAUACAGUAAUAAUCCAGUCUCCCAUGAGAAAUAGCUUCUGCACCUACAGCUCUAAAGAGAUGGUUUUGCUGAGGCUGCAUCUACUGAGCUGUGCUCCCAUUUUGUCUUUGCUCAGCAGGCUGGCCUACAUAACUCUGACAGAGGGGCAGAGGUUACUUUUUCAGACGUGAAAAGACAAGAGGCUUGGAGUUUGGCACUGGAGAGGCAACAAUGUGCCUUGUGUUUUAAACGCAUUUAAACCCCUCGAACCAAAACAACCAAACCUCACUGCUCACCAGUGCUGUGCCUAUGUUUAUAGAAUGGAUGAGAAGGGAUUUCGUCUGCAAGAUUCUUCAUCGGAGCGUUUUAUUUUUUUGCUGUUUUGUUUUGCACUUCCCAGCCUUAUGUGAAGAUUUUUUUUACCGAUUAUAUAUGAU
Molecule: messenger RNA, 3210 nt
Organism: Anarrhichthys ocellatus (wolf-eel)
Lineage: Eukaryota; Metazoa; Chordata; Actinopteri; Perciformes; Anarhichadidae
Gene: rpz6
Product: rapunzel 6
Exons: 3
Coding region: 54-1541 (495 amino acids)
Source: RefSeq, a predicted model, not a curated record